Miscanthus lutarioriparius is the source of this 1086-nucleotide messenger RNA. NCBI's taxonomy places the organism in Eukaryota, Viridiplantae, Streptophyta, Magnoliopsida, Poales, Poaceae. The record is from the annotation of a GenBank genome assembly.
AUGAAGGGUGCUGAAAAGGUCGCCGACGCUGAACUCUACAGACCAUUGGUCCAUGGCAAUAGGAGGAAGGAGAAAAGGUCUCUUCACCCCGAUGGGCACACACAAGAGCCGGGCGCAUGCGGUGGUCCGGAGGAGCCUCAAGCACCGCCCGCCGAUGGUGGCGCAUGCGGUGGUCCGGCCGUCGGGGGCAAAUGCCACAGCGUCGCCAACGCGCUGCGCCUGAAGCUGAUCGCCAUCGCGUCGAUCCUCCUCGCCAGCGUUAUCGGCGUGUGCCUGCCGCUCUUCUCCCGCUCUGUGCCGGCGCUCCGCCCCGGCGGCAACGCCUUCGUCGUCGUCAAGGCCUUCGCGUCGGGGGUCAUCCUCGGCACCGGCUACGUGCACGUGCUGCCGGACUCCUUCAACGACCUCGGCUCGCCCUGCCUGCCCCGGAGGCCCUGGGCGGAGUUCCCGUUCACGGGGUUUGUCGCGAUGCUCGCAGCCUUGGUCACGCUCAUGGUGGACUCGAUCAUGCUCUCGUUCCACAGCCGGGGCGACAGGGGCAAGGGAAGGGCUUCGGUCGCGCGCCAUGGCCAUGACAGCUGCCCUCCGCAGGUGCACUGUCACGGGCACGGGCAUCUAGAGAUGAAUGAGGCGAGGCCGGAGGCCGCGGACAAGGUGGACGAGGACGUGGAGGCCGGCAAGGUGCAGCUGCGCAGGAACCGUGUCAUUGUUCAGGUCCUGGAGAUGGGCAUCGUGGUGCACUCGGUGGUGAUCGGCCUCGGCAUGGGCGCGUCGCAGAACACCGAGUACGGCGCCAGGAUGAAGUCAGGGCUGGUCUUCUUCUUCGCCACGACGACGCCGUUCGGGAUCGCGCUGGGGUUGGCGCUCACCAAGGUGUAUAGUGACACCAGCCCGACGGCGCUGAUCGUCGUUGGGCUUCUCAACGCGGCCUCGGCGGGGCUGCUCCACUACAUGGCGCUCGUCGACCUCCUUGGCGCGGACUUCAUGGGGCCCAAGCUGCAGAGCAGCGUCAGGCUCCAGAUGGUCUCCUUCCUGGCCGUGCUCCUCGGCGCCGGUGGCAUGUCCGUCGUGGCCAUGUGGGCGUGA